This is a messenger RNA of Oncorhynchus kisutch (coho salmon), 4563 nucleotides long. RefSeq lists its product as uncharacterized. The coding region runs from base 330 to 1547 and encodes 405 amino acids. Lineage: Eukaryota; Metazoa; Chordata; Actinopteri; Salmoniformes; Salmonidae. The record is from RefSeq and is a predicted model, not a curated record. The transcript has 7 exons.
CCUCUCUCCACUCCCUCAGGCCCCCAUCCUCUCUGUCUCCCUCUCCACCCUCUCUCCACUCCCUCAGAUCCACAUUCACUCUCUCACCUUCGAGCCUCUUGGAGCCAGAGUCACCUCCGUUACCCAAAGGUCUUCAGGCCUCCAGGUUUAUUUACCCCAAACACCUGCCUGACAGGUUGUCACCUCCAAAACCUCUCUCCCUGAAGUCUCAGUCAUCGCCGUCACCACCACAACCCUUAUCGUCCGCCUUGCCGUACUCUCAGUCACCUAGGAAACAAUUAUCCAGCAGGUCACAAAAUACCAAGUCACCUAGUGACCCUCUCUCUCCCAUGUCACCAGGAAGUCCUGCGUCCUACAGGUCACCUCCAAAACCGUUAUCCACCAUGUCAACGCCAUCACCUCCACAUGCUCUGUCGUCUAGGAAGGUGUCGAUUCCAUCACAAGAGGAACCCCUAUCCACCCAGUCAGCCAUGUCAUCCCACCCCUCUCCUUCUCUUUCCCUGAUGAGUGACCCACCACCACACUCCUCUGACACACUGACAAACUACAGCUCCCAGCAGACACCACGAGUGCUCUCAGGGUCAGGGAUCAGAAUGUCACACAGUCCAGCCCUCUUUCCCAGGAUGCCUGCAACAGAUGUUGACAUGGAGUCAUCCAGUGACAGCCCGGGCCUGACGCCCUGCGAAGAAGACUCCUCAGACGAGGAGAUGAAGAUGGAUGGAUGUUUAGAGGAGUGGGGGGGUAGUGCGGAGCACAGAUGCUCUACCUUCCUCUCUCCCACCCUUCUCCCAGAGGGUUCCCCUGUCUUCCUAACAGCCCUGGACCCAGAACCAGAGACAGGAGAGCUGGUCCCAGAACCAUCCAUGGCGCUGCGUGCUGUGGCCCAGAGAGAGCCGUCCGAGGUGCGGAACUUCUGUGGUCUUGAGGGCUUCCUCAUCCUGAUGGACCUCGGUUCUCCACAGCCCAGCCCACGUCCCACACAUUCUCACCCAGACACACAGGACAGCGUACACACACUCACAACAGGGGCAGACAGCUGGAUGCCCUGUAGCAGCUUCAGAGGCUGUGCUGAGGAACACCUGGUUACCACGGUGAUGAUGAACAGCCUCAGUCACGUAGCCACACCCACCCGGAGAGGAGCAUCUCAGAUGUAUACAUCUGGCAGAUCUACUCCAAGGCGGUCCUCACGUCCUACCAGUGCUCUGUCUCGCCCUGUCUCUGGCACCAUGUCCCAUCCCGUGUCCCGUCCUCUGUCUCGGGCGGCUAAGGAGAUCCUGGACAUCUGUCUCGUGGACCAGACGGGCUGUGAGGACCCUGACCUGGAGCAGGACAUAGACACACAGGCUCUCAGCAGCCUGGUGGAGGAGUUCCGAUUGAUGGCUACAGAUUCAGAUCUGUCCCAGGUGUCCACCUCUGCGGGGGGCGGAGCUGAAAAAGAGGGGCGUGUCAGGAGGCGGGGCUCCCUUCGACUCGGAGCCAGCGAGUGUCAUUCAGACGAGGAGGAGGAGACUCUGAGAGACCAGCAGAGUGUCCUGUCACUUCCCUGACCCAUUACACUCUCAACAUGGUAACACACUCAGGAGACACUCUCAACAUGGUAACACUCAGGAGACACUCUCAGCAUGGUAACACUCAGGAGACACUCUCAACAUGGUAACACUCAGGAGACACUCUCAGCAUGGUAACACUCAGGAGACACUCUCAACAUGGUAACACUCAGGAGACACUCUCAGCAUGGUAACACUCAGGAGACACUCUCAGCAUGGUAACACUCAGGAGACACUCUCAACAUGGUAACACACUCAGGAGACACUCUCAACAUGGCAACACUCAGGAGACACUCUCAGCAUGGUAACACUCAGGAGACACUCUCAGCAUGGUAACACUCAGGAGACACUCUCAACAUGGUAACACUCAGGAGACACUCUCAACAUGGUAACACACUCAGGAGACACUCUCAGCAUGGUAACACUCAGGAGACACUCUCAACAUGGUAACACUCAGGAGACACUCUCAACAUGGUAACACUCAGGAGACACUCUCAACAUGGUAACACUCGGGAGACACUCUCAACAUGGUAACACACUCAGGAGACACUCUCAACAUGGUAACACUCAGGAGACACUCUCAACAUGGUAACACUCAGGAGACACUCUCAACAUGGUAACACUCAGGAGACACUCUCAACAUGGUAACACACUCAGGAGACACUCUCAACAUGGUAACACACUCAGGAGACACUCUCAACAUGGUAACACUCAGGAGAUACUCUCAACAUGGUAACACACUCAGGAGACACUCUCAGCAUGGUAACACUCAGGAGACACUCUCAGCAUGGUAACACUCAGGAGACACUCUCAGCAUGGUAACACUCAGGAGACACUCUCAACAUGGUAACACUCAGGAGACACUCUUAACAUGGUAACACACUCAGGAGACACUCUCAACAUGGUAACACUCAGGAGACACUCUCAACAUGGUAACACACUCAGGAGACACUCUCAACAUGGUAACACUCAGGAGAAACUCUUAACUUAACAUGGUAACACACUCAGGAGACACUCUCAACAUGGUAACACACUCAGGAGACACUCUCAACAUGGUAACACUCAGGAGACACUCUCAACAUGGUAACACACUCAGGAGACACUCUCAACAUGGUAACACUCAGGAGACACUCUCAACAUGGUAACACUCAGGAGACACUCUCAACAUGGUAACACUCAGGAGACGCUCUUAACAUGGUAACACACUCAGGAGACACUCUCAACAUGGUAACACACUCAGGAGACACUAUUAACAUGGUAACACUCAGGAGACACUCUUAACAUGGUAACACACUCAGGAGACACUCUCAACAUGGUAACACACUCAGGAGACACUCUCAACAUGGUAACACACUCAGGAGACACUCUCAACAUGGUAACACUCAGGAGACACUCUCAACAUGGUAACACUCAGGAGACACUCUCAACAUGGUAACACACUCAGGAGACACUAUUAACAUGGUAACACUCAGGAGGCACUCUCAACAUGGUAACACUCAGGAGACACUCUCAACAUGGUAACACACUCAGGAGACACUCUCAGCAUGGUAACACUCAGGAGACACUCUCAGCAUGGUAACACACUCAGGAGACACUCUCAACAUGGUAACACUCAGGAGACACUCUUAACAUGGUAACACACUCAGGAGACACUCUCAACAUGGUAACACACUCAGGAGACACUCUCAACAUGGUAACACACUCAGGAGACACUCUCAACAUGGUAACACACUCAGGAGACACUCUCAACAUGGUAACACUCAGGAGACACUCUCAACAUGGUAACACUCAGGAGACACUCAACAUGGUAACACUCAGGAGACACUCUCAACAUGGUAACACUCAGGAGACACUCUCAACAUGGUAACACUCAGGAGACACUCUCAACAUGGUAACACACUCAGGAGACACUCUCAACAUGGUAACACUCAGGAGACACUCUCAACAUGGUAACACUCAGGAGACACUCUCAACAUGGUAACACUCAGGAGACACUCUCAGCAUGGUAACACUCAGGAGACACUCUCAACAUGGUAACACACUCAGGAGACACUCUCAACAUGGCAACACUCAGGAGACACUCUCAGCAUGGUAACACUCAGGAGACACUCUCAGCAUGGUAACACUCAGGAGACACUCUCAACAUGGUAACACUCAGGAGACACUCUUAACAUGGUAACACACUCAGGAGACACUCUCAGCAUGGUAACACUCAGGAGACACUCUCAACAUGGUAACACUCAGGAGACACUCUCAACAUGGUAACACUCAGGAGACACUCUCAACAUGGUAACACUCGGGAGACACUCUCAACAUGGUAACACACUCAGGAGACACUCUCAACAUGGUAACACUCAGGAGACACUCUCAACAUGGUAACACACUCAGGAGACACUCUCAACAUGGUAACACUCAGGAGACACUCUCAACAUGGUAACACACUCAGGAGACACUCUCACACACACACGACACACUCAACAUGGUAAAACACACCCACAGGUCUACACUUCCUCUGGUACUGGUACUGGUACUGGUUGAGCUGAACCCUCACCAUGCAGGUCUACACUGCCUCUGGUACUGGUACUGGUACUGCCUCUGGUACUGGUACUGGUUGAGCUGAACCCUCACCAUGCAGGUCUACACUGCUUCUCUACUGGUACCAACGCCAUACGUUUAUUUUACGGAUCACAGAAGAACAACAUAAAGACAUGCGUUCCUGUGGUGCUGUGAUACUGUGGUGCUGUGGUACUGUGGUGCUGUGAUACUGUGAUGCUCUGAUACUGUGGUGCUCUGAUACUGUGGUACUGUGGUGCUGUGGUGCUGUGAUACUGUGAUGCUCUGAUACUGUGAUACUGUGAUACUGUGAUGCUCUGAUACUGUGAUACUGUGAUAUAACAUGGUUCAUCUGCCAGGUUCAUUUCAUAGGCCGUUUCAUUUGAUCCUUGUGUUCAGAAAGGUUGAAUAUUUGGUCAUGUGCAGUGCUGUGGUAUUGUAAUAAAAGUAGAUUAUUGGUUGA